AUGGAGACCCUGAGGCAGCAGGCUGCCCGACCCUAUGUCCCCCGGCGGACCCUUGAGACUGACUUCCCCACACCACUCCACAGCAAUGACUACCUGUCCAUGGAAGGUCCCCGCUGGACACCAGCCAUCAAACAGGCCACUCGAUGGAAGUACACGCCAAUGAGCCAGGACGCUGCUGGCCGGGUGUGGUAUACAGGCCUGACAAACUCUGACCCCCAUGACACCUGGUACACGCUGCCCCGUGAGCUGGGCAGUCCCCAUCGCGCUGCCUACACACACUGGCAUGGGUGCCACAACCACCGGGAACACAGCUUGCCCUCAGCCUACACCCAGCAUCUGCGAGAGGCCUCGUUUUAUGACCCCACCAUCCCCGCCCAAUACGAAGUGCCCAGCACCCGGUGGGGGAGCCUCUUGUGGAAAGACAGACCCAUCCAGGGGAAGGAGUACGUGGUCAACAGGGGCAGAUACGGCAUGGAGCCAUCCUCACGGGUGUCCGAAUACGUGCCAUCCUUGUCUCCACCCCAGCGCCCACAAUACACCACCCAGAACUACCGACAGUGGAACCUGGAACCCUACUGUCCUUCAUCCAACCAGAGGCCACUGCCUGACUACACACUAUCCUCCACGUACUGA
Molecule: messenger RNA, 633 nt
Organism: Elephantulus edwardii (Cape elephant shrew)
Lineage: Eukaryota; Metazoa; Chordata; Mammalia; Macroscelidea; Macroscelididae
Gene: TEKTIP1
Product: chromosome unknown open reading frame, human C19orf71
Exons: 4
Coding region: 1-633 (210 amino acids)
Source: RefSeq, a predicted model, not a curated record